This is a messenger RNA of Zootermopsis nevadensis, 3351 nucleotides long. It is a transcript of the gene insc, whose product is annotated as spindle orientation adaptor protein inscuteable. NCBI's taxonomy places the organism in Eukaryota, Metazoa, Arthropoda, Insecta, Blattodea, Termopsidae. Gene Ontology annotation, biological process: establishment of mitotic spindle orientation; regulation of asymmetric cell division; asymmetric cell division. Gene Ontology annotation, molecular function: cytoskeletal adaptor activity; protein binding. Gene Ontology annotation, cellular component: apical cortex. The record is from RefSeq and is a predicted model, not a curated record.
GAAUACUUCCCAACAGCUAAGGUGUUUCAGUACUGCGGAUGAAUUAGGAGGAUUGUGUUGGCGUGCGAAUCGUGAGUUUUCAUUGCGCGGCACUGUCAAAUGUUCCGCUAACUAAAUUAGUUUGACAACGAUUAAUGAUUACUGACUUUAAACAAUUUUUCUUUCGUCAUAUUUUAACACAAUAGUGGGCAUUUCUACAGCAGUUUUAUUUCAGGUUAUCAAGAGAAAAUCCAGAAAUAGUGAAAAAAUACCAUUACUGACAUUGCUUCAGACACAUGGAAUCGUAAGCAAGACUGUGAUGGGAGAAUUCCAGCGCAGUCGCAGUAAGGUGUGGUGGUCAAACUACGCAGAAGUAGAUACUGAGGACGACCGAAACGUGGGUUGGGGAGGGGCAGGCCCCGUGCUUAGUCCUUCUCGUGGCUCCUCUAGCAGUCCCAGCAGUAGCCACAAAAGUCAGGACUCUGGCUUCUCCGACUCUGAGGCAUCAUCAACGACAGGCGGUGCUGGACAUUCUUUCAAGCCUUCGCCGGCUUCCAGUCAGGAACCGGACCGCAAUGCGUCCCCUGUUCAGGAUCCUCAGGAAGUGACCGGACGUAAUCAGGACUGUCAGUGUCCUCAAACUGGAAAAAUUGUCUCUGGAGAAACAAGUAGCGUCCGGCAUAAUUCCCCAGUCAGCAAACAGAAAGGGCAGUUGUUUUCACAGUGUUCAUGUCUUGGUCAAACAUCACAGAAUGACAUUGACGGAAGUACGACAGAAAACGCUGAAAGACAAAUAGACAUUAACCCAGAAUUGACCCACAGGAUUGUGCAGUGUCCUACGCAGUUACCAGUAACGAAACUGAGAGAAAAAUUUCUUCGGGAUUGCAUAUGUCUGAACCAAACACCUGAAAACGACUGUGUUCCAGAGUGUCCUGACAGGUCAGGCAGUGACAAACCUGCAUCGCCACUGCAAACAGAGAAACAAACGCGGCAGGAAAUCUCUCAGCAGUCGGGUGAGGAAUGUACGAGAGCAGAGACUGACGACGUUAUUGGAGAACAACAAGAGCACAGGGAGACGAUUAUCCCACAGGAGUGCGUGAAUUCUGAAGAACGUUCCUUACAAACUCGACCACAAAAUACUCUUAACCGCGCCGUUCCUGUGCCAGCUGUACGGAGAUCCCAACGCAGCCACAAAGAAUCUCUAAGUAAGUCUGUUCGGGAAAGUCCCAUCGCUUCACCGAGGAGUCUAAAAAACGAGUACAUAAGUCAUUCUCAGUGUAACACAAACAGUUUGUCGCUACAUAAGCCAUCGGAAGAAGGUUCAGACCAUCUCCACUCACCAUCCAAACAAAUUAACAAACCACUAGAUCUUUCAGUCCAACUUCUAUCUAGCCAAGGCCGUUCUCGUCAACAAGGAUCAUCACUGGAGGAUAUUUCGUCAAGCCCAUCGUCGGCCGAUCAACGUAACGUUUCUUCUCCAAGGCCUCCUUCUGAUCCUGAAGAAUCUCCAUCAGGAAAGCCUCUGUGUUCGGAAUUGCCGGAACAGCUUGGUUCUCCAGCUCACACAUCGACCCCUAAACUGCUCGUAACACCUAAUCGACCUCUUCGCUGUUCGGGCUCAGGCAAAAAGCACUGUCGUCCUGUGAACCUGCUCAACAAUUUCACCAGUGGCUCGAAGCCUGAUGGUGCCAGUUCUGAGAGGAAUCCUGUGCAGCGGUGGUUAGGAGAGCUAGCAACUCUGUGUGAGCCAGAGUGCAUGACUACGCUGCAGAGCAAGUCAUUAGCCGUGGACUUGAGCCAUCAGGUUGCUAUGAUGGCUGCUGCCACAACAGACACCGUCAAGAUGUUGCAGGAAGGCACCAAACUCAUCUCUACAGAGUUUGCAAAGUUAUGCCAGCAGUUGGAUUAUGGCAAGAUGGAGCAUGUUGGUCCUUUAGUGCAAAGUCUGGUAGGGCUUGUAACAGAAUUUAUACAUGAGCAUUGCAACAAGCAGGAAGAAACUAGAAAACGGUCACAAACGGAGCAAGAAACACUGACAGAGGUGUGUGACCGACUACGCAUCACAGCAGCCAGACACCCUCCCAAUAAGGAAGAGCUGACUUCUGAGAUUACAGAAUUAGGGAAUAAUUUCACAAACAUUGUGGACAACAUACUCACUCAUCACAUUUCUGUAUUAGUGGAAGUGCUGGAAGAACCUACUUCAGACAUGGCACUACGCUCAGCACUGUCUAGCCUGACUGCAUUUGGUCUCGAAGGUCCUCAUUUGAGUCGCCUGGUUGCUCACUGCAGCGGAGUCCGUGCUUUGCUGUCCAUCUGUCUUGAAUCACGUUCAAGUACCAUCCGAACAGCAGCCCUCCGUGCACUUGCAACAGUGUGUUGUGUAGCUGAGGCCAUCCGUCAGUUGGAACAGGCAGGUGGGGUAGAGAUUCUAUCUGAAAUGCUCUCUGAAGAAGCACGCCCUGAACCUGAGGUUUCAGAAGCAGCAGCUGUGCUUGCCCAAAUCACAGCACCGUGGGUGGAAGACAAUCAUACUGUGCAUGGCUUAUCUGAACAGCUGUCAUCUUUAGUCCACUCCCUCACACGUCUAGCCAGUACUACUGCAUCUUGUGAGACAUUGCUCCUUUCAGCAGCUGCACUUGCGAACCUAACAUUCAUGGAACCACGAACUGUAUGGCCAUUACUAGAACAAGGAACAGCUGGAAAGCUGCUUCAGGCUGUGAAGAGACAAGGACCAAAAGUGUCCGUAUUCCUGCAAGAGCAGGCUGCCACUCUUAUUGCCAACAUGGCUGCAGUACCUGAGAGUAGACCACACCUUGCUGAACAACGAGCCGUUGUGGCCCUGCUCUGCUUCCUACAAAUACGACAUUCCCCUCUCCAGAGAGCUCCAGAGAUAGCAGCGGCAGAAAGAGUGCAGCAGAAAUCUGCCAUUGCUCUCUCAAGGUUAUGCAGUGACCCAGUAGUGGCAGCACAGGUGGUAGAGCUACAGGGAGUCAAUCGACUAGUAAGGCUCUGCAAAGAGGAGAGGGAGAGAAACCACAGUGAUGGAGUCCUAGUGGCAUGUCUGGCUGCUCUCAGGAAAAUAUCGGCCAAUUGUGGCACCAAAGUGAUUGAGGAUCUUGAUGCUAUGGAACUGGUUGAACCACGCCUGCUGGAUUCAUUUCUCAUAUAUUCAUCUCGACAAGAAAGCUAUGUGUGAAUAACGUCAUGAAUGCCUCAUGGAACAUGUGCAUCACUGUCGGAUAAAAUUAUUAUUGUAUCACAAUGAAAACAUACCAGAUAAUUGGCUCUGUAUAUACAUAUAUAAAUUUCAUAAUUAUGUACAUACUUUUACAGUUAUAUGUGCAAAAAUAUAUAUAUUUUAAUACACGAUUA